Molecule: messenger RNA, 624 nt
Organism: Plasmopara halstedii
Lineage: Eukaryota; Oomycota; Peronosporomycetes; Peronosporales; Peronosporaceae
Product: chloride channel family
Exons: 6
Coding region: 1-624 (207 amino acids)
Biological process (GO): regulation of exocytosis; protein secretion
Molecular function (GO): GTPase activity; GTP binding
Source: RefSeq, a predicted model, not a curated record
AUGGUGCACAGUAGCAAGUACGACUUGCUAAUUAAGCUCCUUUUAAUUGGAGACAGCGGUGUUGGUAAGAGUUGCGUGCUCUUACGUUACUCCGACGAUUCGUUCACGACCUCCUUUAUCACCACUAUUGGCAUCGAUUUUAAGGUUAAGACAAUUGAUGUGGAUGGCAAGCGGAUAAAGCUUCAAAUUUGGGACACCGCAGGCCAAGAGCGCUUUCGAACCAUCACGACCGCUUAUUACCGUGGUGCGAUGGGAAUUUUGCUGGUGUAUGAUGUGACAGACGACCACUCGUUUCAAAAUAUUCGCAACUGGAUGACACAAAUUCGACAAAACGCAUCGUCUAAUGUUAACCGGAUUUUGGUUGGUAAUAAAUGCGAUGUCGAUUCUUCAGAAAGAGCAGUGACAACACAACAGGGCCAAGAUCUGGCCGAUGAAUUCGGAAUUAAGUUCUUUGAAACCAGUGCCAAGAGCAACCAAAACAUCGAUGACGCUUUUCGGUCGAUUGCGGUGGAUAUCCAAAAGCGGCUGGCGGAAAGCGAACACGAUAGAUUAGAUGUUGCUAGCGGCAGUAAUUUUCGUGUGGAUGCAUCUCAAGAGCAGGCAAAAGACGGCUGUUGCACUUAA